CGCCGGCCGUGCCGGAGGAGGAGGAGGAGGAGGAGGAGGAAGAGGGGGCGGUGCCCCUCUCCAUGGCGCCCGGCCCCGUGGGCUGCCAGCUCUUCGGAUACGUGGGAAUCGAAGCUGUGCUCGACCAGAUGAAAAUCAAAACCAUGAAGACAGGCUUUGAGUUCAACAUCAUGGUUGUGGGGCAGAGCGGGCUGGGGAAGUCCACGAUGGUGAACACCCUCUUCAAGUCCAAGGUGAGCCGCAAAUCCUCGCAGCCCGGCCAGGAGGAACGCAUUCCCAAAACUGUGCAGCUGCAGUCCAUCACCCACAUCAUCCAGGAGAAGGGGGUGAAGAUGAAGCUGACGGUGACCGACACGCCAGGCUUUGGGGACCAGAUCAACAACGACAACUGCUGGGACCCCAUCAUCAAAUACAUCAACGAGCAGUACGAGAGGUACCUGCGGGAGGAGAUCCUCAUCACCCGCAAGAGGAAGAUCCCAGACACCCGUGUCCAUGGAUGUGUCUACUUUGUGCCCCCCACAGGUCACUGGCUGCGCCCGCUGGACCUGGAGUUCAUGCGGCGGCUCAGCAAGAUCGUCAACGUGGUGCCGGUGAUCGCCAAGGCUGACACGCUCACCCUGGAGGAACGGGCAGAAUUCAAGCAGAGGAUCCAGGAGGACCUGAGGACCCACGCCAUCAGCGUGUACCCGCAGGAGGACUUCGACCAGGACCCCGAGGACAGGGCACUCAACAACAGGAUUCGUGAGAAGAUUCCCUUCGCCGUGGUGGGGGCAGACCAGGAGCACCAGGUGAACGGCAAGCGGGUGCUGGGCCGCAAGACCAAGUGGGGCAUCAUCGAAGUGGAGAACCCAGCCCACUGCGAGUUCCCCCUGCUGCAGGACCUGCUGAUCCGGUCACACCUGCAGGACCUGAAGGACAUCACCCACAACGUCCACUACGAGAGUUACCGCGUGCGGCGGCUGAACGAGAGCAACCGGCCGGGGCUGGGCCCCCUCAAUGGGCUGCCCGCCAAGGGCGAGGCCAGCAGCCACCUCUGAGCCACCCUGUGCCUCCCAGAGCACCGCUGCACCCAUGGCAGCGCCCACCCCUGCCCACCAUGGCUGUGCCAGGAACCUGCCUGGGGUGAAGAGCCCCCCCCGCAGGAGUGCCCUGACAUGGGUCCCUCAUCCCCAAGCUCUGCCGUGGGCACAGACCCCCAGACCCUGUGUGACAUUAAAGGUUAAUCCAGAGCCUUCAGCCUUCAC
Zonotrichia albicollis (white-throated sparrow) is the source of this 1244-nucleotide messenger RNA. NCBI's taxonomy places the organism in Eukaryota, Metazoa, Chordata, Aves, Passeriformes, Passerellidae. The record is from RefSeq and is a predicted model, not a curated record.